Clunio marinus is the source of this 864-nucleotide messenger RNA. The record is from the annotation of a GenBank genome assembly. NCBI's taxonomy places the organism in Eukaryota, Metazoa, Arthropoda, Insecta, Diptera, Chironomidae.
ACAUCAAGUAUUGCUCUCAAUUACUCUCAGUUUAAUGUGAAAUCGUCUAGCGUGAACAUCGAACUUUCCAAUAUUUAUUGAUUUCUUUUCGUCCUCAACUAGAGGAUUUCUACAAGUUUUCCACAUAAAAAAAUUAGAAGUUUUUCUCUAUUUUGAGCUGCAAUACACAAAAGAUGAUUUAUUACGCCGACCGUGAAAUAAUCGAUCAGAAUCAGUCGUGUUUAAACUUGGGAUGUGCUGGAAAAUUUAUUGCAUUCAUUGAGCUUGUGUUUUAUUCUUUUAUUUUCUUCUCAGUACAAAGCUGUAUGAGUGGUGAAAUCGGAAAAUUGUACAUUCUCGCCACGGUACUCGGACUCCUCUCAAUUUUCUCCGUUUCACUAUGCAUCGGAGUCAUAAAUCAGAAUCGAAUGUUCAUAUCAUUGUGGAUUUGGCUCAAAUACUCUGUGAUUGUGUUACAAGUCAUUCGUUUCAUAUCGUUGAUCAUUGAACUCGCUGCUAGUGACAAAAACCCAGCAGGAGCUUCACCGAUUUUCGAGCUGCUGUUUUUAGGUUACAACGUCUUUGCACUCAGCAUAAUUCUAGAGCUUGUGGAGGAAAUUGAGCCUUACACUUUUAAAAGAUUUCAGUACGUAAGAGUGUAAGCUUGAGAUGUAAAGAGACAGCUGUGAGAAUUUUGUUACGUUUCAUGUAUUUUUUACUUUAUUUUUCGAAACAACUUUGAAGAAUGUUUAUAAGGAUUUGAAUAACAAGAAUAGAAAUAUAUUUUUUUGUGUAGAAAUAAACUGAAAAAAACCGCUAGACCUUCUGUCAGAAUUUCAUACUUGAAAGCAGAGAACAAGCAUAGAAGGAUUAAAUAUUUCAAGC